AUGAAUUCGGUACCAAUUGCUUUAAAUAAAGCCGCGAUGCGCAAAUACGAGGAUCUGGAAGUUCCUUGCGAUUCCAUUUUAGCGACUUACGUAUGGGUGGAUGGAUCUGGAAUUAACUUACGAUCCAAAGAUAGAACUUUUGAUUUCAUUCCUAAAACACAUAAAGAUUUGCCAAUUUGGUACUUCGACGGCAGCAAUACAGCGCAAGCCAGCUUUGACAACUCCGACACGUUUAUUUUCCCCGAAGUUAUUUAUCACGAUCCAUUCAGGCGUGGUAAUCACAUUAUGGUGCUCGCUGAUACGUACCAAUACAACUACUCUCCGACACAAACCAACCAUCGCAAGAGCUGCGUAAUACUUUGUGAGAAGAGUGAGGUUGAGGAGCCUUUGUUCGGAUUUAAUCAAGAAUUUUUCUUAACAACGGCCGACGGGAGGCCGCUUGGUUGGCCCCCUGGAGGAUUUCCCGCGCCACCAGGUCCUUAUUACUGCGCCAUUGGUGCGAACAAGAUUGUUGCAAGGGAUCUCAUGGAAGCUUUCUUUCGAUGUUGCCUUUACGCCGGUGUGAAAGUUAACGGGAUCAAUCCAGGGACAACUCCAUCUCAAUGGAAUUUUCAGGUCGGUCCGAGUCCUGGAAUACGUGCGGCAGAUGAUUUAUGGAUGGCGCGAUACAUAUUAUCACGGCUGGCCGAAGAAUACGGCACAGUCGCAUCGUUUGACGCUCAGCCCGUUCCGGACUGGCCCGGCAACGGUACAUUCGUUUACUUCUCCACCAAAGACAUGAGAGAAGAGGAUGGUGUUCUGGUAAUCGAGCGUGCGAUCGACAAACUAUCUAGACGUCACGGAGUGCAUAUUAAUGAGUAUGACGCCAACAAUGGCGCAGAUAAUGCACGUCGUCUAACAGGGAAGCAGGGGAUGCCUCACCUACGUGAUUUCACUGCAGGUGUCGCCAACCGCAACUGCGCGGUAAGGAUCCCUCGCCAAGUUUCAGAAGAUAAACGAGGCUACCUCGAAGAUAGACGUCCUGCCGCCAAUGCUGAUCCUUACAGAGUCAUUUCCAUAAUGCUUAGAACGUGCGUUUUUGAUGAA
Molecule: messenger RNA, 1086 nt
Organism: Iphiclides podalirius (scarce swallowtail)
Lineage: Eukaryota; Metazoa; Arthropoda; Insecta; Lepidoptera; Papilionidae
Source: the annotation of a GenBank genome assembly